UCGUCAUUAGUCGACAAAUAGCAGCGACCCGUAGGUUGAGAAACGCUUCUAUAAGCGUUGCAGUGCCGUGUGCCACCGCCGAUCGGAGUUAUCGACGACUGUGCAUUAUUUUAAAGAACUGUUUUGUUGUGAACCGAACAGAAUAAUAGUCGCGCGUCAAGACGUCAGAGCCAGUCAUCGAGAAUCGAAGAGUUGCGUCCCGGCAGUACACACGUUCGAACGUGCGAUCCGCGCACGCGCGCUUACACUGAAUAAUAAUAAUAAUAUUAUACAUUCAUAAUAUUCCGUCGCCGUCAUUAUUAUUAUUAUUAUUAUUAUUACAAUGAGCGGUGACGAUCGACGGCAGUCGUCGUGCUGCAGGCGAGUCGUAUUCGACCGGGUGCUCGGCAAAGGGACGUUCAGCACCGUGUACAAGGCUCUGGUUGAACCGGACGGCGUGCGCAUAGCUCUGAAAAUCGUACACCUGCAGGACAUAACUGCGGACCACAAGACCUUGCUGGAUUGCCUGAACGAAAUAAACAACCUUAAGAAAUUGAAUCAUCCAAAUAUCAUACGAUGCUUAUGGUGGGAUUAUGUGGAUUCCGAAUUAAAAAUUGGACUGGAACUAGCUACCGGUGGAGAUUUGAGACGGAUUAUUCGUGAGCAUUACGACAAUUUUUGUCUAAUUGAUGAACCAAUAAUCUGGUCUUGUGCUGUUCAAUUGUCUAGUGCUCUUUAUCACAUGUACGAAUCGAGAAUUAUGCACAGAGACAUCAAGCCAGCCAAUAUUUUCGUUUACGGAUUGGAUGAGGAAAAGCAUUCAAUGUACGAACGUUGGAAAAGAGUGAAGAUCAAGUUGGGUGACUUUGGGUUCAGCAAAGUCAUUACGGACGGUCAGGAUAUGAUGUGUCGGUCUGUGUUGGGAUCUCCGCUUUAUAUGAGUCCCGAAAGAAUGUUACACCAGAAGUAUUACUUCGACAGCGACAUAUGGUCAAUGGCUUGCGUUAUAUACGAGUUAGUAGCUCUUCAAGCUCCAUUCCAUCUGAACACAUUAGACAUGAACUUGAUGACCAAAAGGAUAAUAAAUGGAUUUUAUCCACCUAUACCUUCAGACAGUUACUCCAUUAAGAUCACAAAAUUUAUCGAUAGCUGCAUAAUAGUCAACCACAAGUUCAGGCCAAAAAUAUCAUAUGUACUGAGACAAGCACGAAGAGGAUUGGCUGAAUCACGAAACCACGUGCUUUGACUGUCUUAAAAAUUAUUAUAAUCAUAUAACCCUUCAAGUAUUAUUAUAAAUUUUAUAGUUUCUUUAGGAAAUUUAAAAAUAAUCAAGCGUCAAUACUACUUAUAUCUCUAAUAUUGUAUUAUGUAGUUAUGUAUUAACGUCUAAAGUAUCGCAGCAACAGAGCUCGAACAAUACAUAGUUGAAGAUUUCAAACUUAAUAAUACAAUACAAAUAUUUACAGUAGUAUUACAGUAGGUAGUUGUGCAUGAAUCUCAUUGCAUGAUUAUUUUUUUUAAAUUUUUUUUUUUAUAUUUAAUUUAUUUUUACAUAUUAUAUCAUAGGGCUAAACAAUAAAUAUACAACAAUUGAUUGACGAUUUUUUUCUUUUUACAUUAUUAAGAAUGAAAAUGGUUUCUAAAUUUUAUAAGCAUUUCGUAUAACAUUAAUCAAUAUCUUUGUAUAUAUAAAAUAAACAUAUACGUAUAAAUGUAUGCGUAGAAUAUAAAUACAUAACAGUUUUAUCCGCAAACCAAGGUAAUCGUUAUUAAUCAUAAAAUAAUACCUAAUAAUUAUUAUAAGUAGAAACAAAUUAUAGCUUUAUAAAAUUGAUGGUUAAUUUUAAAAAAAUUGUUCUUUAUUGUGCAUAUUAUGUAUAGUAUUACAUCAUGACAAAUAUGUCAUAUAUAUAUAUAUAUAUAUAUAUAUA
Sipha flava (yellow sugarcane aphid) is the source of this 1910-nucleotide messenger RNA. RefSeq names its product serine/threonine-protein kinase Nek7-like. Bases 323 to 1225 code for a protein of 300 amino acids. The transcript is spliced from 5 exons. Gene Ontology annotation, biological process: protein phosphorylation. Gene Ontology annotation, molecular function: protein kinase activity; ATP binding. The record is from RefSeq and is a predicted model, not a curated record. NCBI's taxonomy places the organism in Eukaryota, Metazoa, Arthropoda, Insecta, Hemiptera, Aphididae.